UUAACCAAAACUUUUGUCAUAAAAACAACAAAAGAAAAGAACUGUGAAGAAAGAAAAGAAAUGGGAAGGAAAAAGAAAAAAGGGACUCCGCCCGCAGAACCAGACCCAGAAAUUUCAUCUUCAUCUUCAACAGCAGCGAUCAAGAAACAGACAACUUCCAUGGCAGAGAGCAGCAGCAGCAACAACUAUGGAUCUUGGUCACCAAUAACCCACAUGGCUCAAGACCACCUCUUCUCAAUCCUCCUACUCCUACCCAUAGACUCAAUCCUCUCCUUCUCCAUGACUUGCAAGAGAUUCAAGUCCAUCACAUACUCUGACGGCCUUUGGGAAUCAAUCUGUAGGAGGGACUGGGGUCCCACCUCUGUUGAUGCCAUCAAAUCUUCUUCUUCUGCUGCUGCUACUGAUUCCAGACACCAUCACCUUCAGCUCCCAUGGAUGGAGCUCUAUCGACAGGUCUAUCAACUGGACUCUGUCUCUUGCCAUAGACUAUCUGAACCAGAUUGCGAUGAGUCCUUCCCAGGGCCCAGAGCUUCUCAUUCCUUCAAUUUUGUUUCUGGGUGCUUGGUUUUGUUUGGUGGGGGUUGUGAAGGAGGGCGCCAUCUUGAUGACACAUGGGUGGCAUACAUUGGUAAUGACUUCAAAAAGUCAUUGAAUUGGCAGAAAAUCAAUUCAGGUGUUCCAAGCGGCCGCUUUGGGCACUCAUGUGUAGUUGUUGAUGAUUAUAUUGUCCUCUUUGGUGGGAUCAACGACCAUGGUAUCCGCCAGAAUGAUACAUGGGUAGGUCAGGUGGUGCUAAAUGAGACCUUUGGUGUUACCUUGUCUUGGAGGCUACUAGAUGUGGGUUCCACUGCACCUCCGCCACGUGGGGCCCACGCAGGAUGCUGCAUUGAUAACAAAAGGAUGCUUAUCCAUGGGGGGAUCGGAUUAUCUGGACUUAGAGUUGGAGACACAUGGGUGUUAGAUCUCUCAGAAAAUUUCCUUUUCGGAACUUGGCAAGAAGUUGUGACUCAACCAUCACCUACGGCUCGGUCAGGACACACUUUAAACUACAUCAGAAAAAACCAAACAAUUUUAUUUGGAGGGAGGGGAUUGGGUUAUGAAGUACUUAAUGAUGUUUGGCUCUUUGAUUCAACUGGGGGUCACUUGAGAUGGCUGCAAUUAUUAUUUGAAUUACAAAACAUCCCCGGAGGACUAUCCCUCCCACGAGUUGGUCACUCAGCUACCCUUAUCUUGGGAGGCCGUCUGCUGAUUUAUGGAGGGGAAGAUUCAAACAGGCGAAGGAAGGAUGAUUUCUGGUUACUAGAUAUUAGUUCAAUUCCAUCUGUUGAAAUACAGCCCAUUACUGAGAAACGGAAGGGAUUGGUUGGCAAUAUGUGGAAAAGACUCAAUUCCAGGGGUUAUCAACCUAACUGCAGGUCUUUUCAUCGAGCAUGUGCAGAUCAGUCGGGCCGUUAUUUGUAUGUGUAUGGUGGAAUGGUGGAUGGGUUAUCACAGCCUGCGGGAGCUUCUGGUUUGAAAUUCGAUGGGGAGCUUUUUCUUGUUGAACUUGUGCUGCAGCUAUAGGCCAAAAAAAAACUUUUUCUUGUAGAAUUAAGGCAUGGUAUCUUCGCCUAAUGUAAGUCCUGUAAAUACUAGCUUAUGAUGUAGCUUGAACUUUGUUUUUUGGUACACAGCUUGAACUUUGUUGGUUAUGUAGAUUGGAUUGAUUACUUAAUAAUCACCUUUUUCCACA
Messenger RNA from Rhododendron vialii, 1732 nucleotides. Its product is annotated as F-box/kelch-repeat protein At1g51550. The transcript is spliced from 2 exons. The record is from RefSeq and is a predicted model, not a curated record. Gene Ontology annotation, molecular function: protein binding. NCBI's taxonomy places the organism in Eukaryota, Viridiplantae, Streptophyta, Magnoliopsida, Ericales, Ericaceae. Bases 61 to 1563 code for a protein of 500 amino acids.